CACGCCACACGCCACACCCACACCCGCACCCGCACCCACACCCAUACCCAUACCCUCGCCGACUCCCCCCCCCCUGCUUUUUGACAUGGCCACCAGCCGCCUCCGUGCUGCCUUUGUCGCCGCCUUUGACGAUACCCUCGCCGCUCUCGCCAGGGCUACCAUGACCGGACAAGCCAAUCCUCGGAAGCGCCGCCAUCCCCCGCCCACAGCCGAUCCCUUGCUCCGUCACAAGCGCAUCCACCGCCUAUCGCCUUCUCAUGCUCUGCCAGUCUCGGACUCGCUCCUCGCUCGAGUCACAGGUGGCAGGGGUGGCGGUGGCUGAGGCUCGGAAGCGUGCCGCUGUGGUCGAAGCCGACAACAAGGCGCUGCGUGAGACGCUUGAUCGUGCCAUGGCCCAGAUCGACGCCCUCGUUAACGCCGUCAACGUCCGUGACGCCUACAUCACAGAGCUCGAGACCGCCCUCCGCCUCGCCGAUCAUCCAAAGCCACCUCCGCUUGUCGCCGACAACGAUGUUGGCGACACCGAUGCCACCGCCCUCUCCGCUCUCUCUUACGCUGCUGACAAUGACGCUGCCGCUGACACCGACGACAUCGAAUCUACAACCUCGUCGCAGUUCCAGCAUCUGGUCCUCGAGGCGGAGCUGUACUCGGCGCUGGGCAACAUGCUCGAGACAGCCAAAGACAUUGCCGACGCUGGCUCGCCUCGCGCCAACGACAACGGCGACAAUGACGACGACAAUCAUGACGACGACGAUGAUGAUGAUGAUGAUGAUCCAGAGACCCCGCUCAGCCUCGCUCCGCCACAGGUCCCACCCAUCUUCUCGCUCCGCAGCUUCUCCUCGCUUGUCCUCUCGACCAUCACUUUCGUGUCAGGCCUUGCCGAGACGGCGGCUGCGCCCGGAGUGGGGGACACGCCGCUGGCUCAUCCGGUCCGCCUCGCGCUGCGCAAGGGACUCGCUGCACUGCGGGCGCUAGUCGAGGCCAUCCCGCUCGACGACGAUAGCGAAUCGCGGCUGGCAUCGACACCUCAGCUGGUGGCUGCCCUCGACGCUCUCGGCACACAGGCAAACCGGAUGGUCGCCGCCGUCGAGACCGUCACCAGCGCGCUCGCCGCCUGCUCUGGUCAUGGCAUCGAGCAUCUCGGCACCUUUGCCGAGCCGCUGCACCACGCCGCCGAGGCCCUUACCAACAUUGUGGCUCGUGCCGAGCGGAGCAGGACAUCGAUUGCCGGCGCUUGCGACGUCGCCCAGUCAGCUGUCUAUGCCCUCGCCCACACAGCCCAGCAGGUUACUCAGGCCGUCGUCGCUGCAGCGCCCCGUACCCCAGAGUCAUAA
Molecule: messenger RNA, 1334 nt
Organism: Thecamonas trahens ATCC 50062
Lineage: Eukaryota; Apusomonadida; Apusomonadidae
Exons: 2
Coding region: 258-1334 (358 amino acids)
Source: RefSeq, a predicted model, not a curated record